Molecule: messenger RNA, 462 nt
Organism: Thelazia callipaeda (thelaziosis nematode)
Lineage: Eukaryota; Metazoa; Nematoda; Chromadorea; Rhabditida; Thelaziidae
Source: the annotation of a GenBank genome assembly
AUGGCCGUUUAUUAUUUCAAACAGACUGCACAACGAGUGGUCACCUUGGAGGAACAAAAAAAGCAGCAACAUUCACCUCGGCAGCUGACCCCAGAGGGCAGCUCCGUUGCUGGGGAAUGUUUCAAUGACAUCACGGAAAAUACAAUCAGCUCAUUAUCGAUGGCACCUUCUGAUCCACGUCAAUUCUUUCCCUUCCCAUCAACUCGUAAAGAAAAAUUUCCGCUUUCUGCUUCUAUGUUCAGACAUUUAAUUUUAUCAUUCUACAAGGAUGCAAGUAGCUGCAACCCACUCAAGCGUCAAUCACGUCGUAAGGUCACACUUUUAGACAAGAAUUGUCAAAUGGCUUUAGCAGAAACUGAACGCUAUCAACUAUCUCGACAAGAUGCAUCUGUUAAUCACGUUCGAAGUCCUUUGGGAAGGUUACCAGUUUUUCCAGUUUUUUCUUGCUCUUACUUGGCUUGA